CAGCACAAUAUUUUGGAUUUAGUUUACAUCCGCCACCGCUGCGGUUAGUUUGUUAUAUUAUUGUACACAAAUUGAUUGUUUAUAUUUUACGAGUCUUCGAUUACGAUCUAUAAUAAUUUUAAAGAAUGGAAGAUAACACUUCUCUUCUCCAAGUGUCUAAAUGUCUGACGAACGAGCGACUGAGCCAGGCUUUAACCGACUGGUUCAAAGAGGACUGCCAGUUUACACAUUGGGAGUAUGUCAGUGACACCGGCAAAGGCGACUCAUACUUGAGCGAAGUUAUCCGCAUAAGAAUCUUCGGUAAAAACCUCAAAGAUGAGACGAAACAUGUCCAAGUCAUCCUCAAAAACAUCCCCAAGAAUGAAUGUCGCCGGCUCACAUACCGAAGCCAUGAGUUUUUCAAAAACGAAAUCAUUUUCUACACCGAAGUGUUGCCAGCUCUGAUAAAAUUCCAAUCUACGAAAACGUUAAAGGAGCCAUUCGAUAACUACCCGAGAAUUUUUGCUUCCUACGCCGAUGGGGUGAACGAUUACAUAAUACUCGAAGACGCUUCGCUGUACGACUUCGGAAGCGCAUUGAGACAAGAAGGAAUCGACAUCGAACAUUGCAGGAUCACUUUCAAAACCUUCGCCAAAUUCCACGCAAUGUCCUUCGCUAUGAAAGACCAAGAACCUGAAGAGUUUCAGAGAAUCAGCAAUCUCGUCUUCGAGACCUACUACCACGAACGUCUGUGGUCCUGGUACCAAAGGUUCUGGGCUAGAAUCUGUGGAAUCGCAAUAAACGCCGUAGAAACUGAAUACCCUAACUCUAUAUACGUGGAUAAGAUCAAAGAAUUCGCAGUACCUGAACGCUAUCAGGACAUGAUUAAAGCCGCAUGCCACACGAAAGAAACCGGAGUGAUAAGCCACGGAGAUUCCUGGACCAACAAUUUCCUGUACAAAUACGACGGUCUCAAACCUAUUCACACCAAAAUGAUAGAUUUCCAGCUGACAAGAUGCGCCUCUCCUGUCCUAGAUGUGUGUUUCUUUAUCUACGCUUGUACGUCACAAGAAUUACGUCUGAAACACUAUGAAGAUCUCAUGAAGUAUUACUACGAUGUCUUGUCAAGUCAGAUAGAUGAAAUGGGGUCAGAUUCGACGAAGGUCUACUCUUGGGAGAAGUUUCGAGAGGAAAUUAAGAAGUACUCCUACUUCGGUUUGGCAUUUAGCUUCGAAUCGACGCCUAUGAUUGUUCUAGAACCGGAAGAUGCACCGGAUAUGAAUGCUCUUACGGGUGACAAAGCUCUGAACAUCGAUGACUUCUGGCAAAUCGGUAACUUCAAGACGAAGGAAGGAAGACUGAGGGAAGCGAACAACGUCGUUCACUGUGUUGAUAACGGAUUUAUUUAAAUUAAUAUUAAGGCCUAAAAAAAUAGUUAAUAAUUAUUUUUGUAAUAGCUAAUAAAUAUAGUUUGAUAGUAAUUAGGACCAAAUAAUGUAUCAUUCAAUAUUCA
Messenger RNA from Plutella xylostella (diamondback moth), 1492 nucleotides. RefSeq lists its product as uncharacterized. NCBI's taxonomy places the organism in Eukaryota, Metazoa, Arthropoda, Insecta, Lepidoptera, Plutellidae. The record is from RefSeq and is a predicted model, not a curated record.